This is a messenger RNA of Annulohypoxylon maeteangense, 1150 nucleotides long. Its product is annotated as NAD(P)-binding protein. The transcript is spliced from 4 exons. The coding region runs from base 244 to 954 and encodes 236 amino acids. The record is from RefSeq and is a predicted model, not a curated record. Lineage: Eukaryota; Fungi; Ascomycota; Sordariomycetes; Xylariales; Hypoxylaceae.
AGAAUAUUUCACGUUAUAUGGCCUCGCAGCUACCCAUCUUCGGACAUAGCGGACAGCGCUUAGAAAUACAAAGAACCGUCUAGGCCAAAUCGGCGAAAGUCUCCGCAAUAGUAGUGACGGAAUAGAUCGAUACAUAAGUGAGAUAUAAGCCGCAUCAUUGUAGAUCAAAGGGACCUUUGUUCAAAGCUACCCACCUAUUCAAUACUUGUCUCUAUUGUUAUAUUCCAUCCACUACUAUCUACCAUGCCGACUGUAUUAAUUAUCGGUGCCGGACCGAGAGUUGGCCAAGCCUCCGCCGAAGCCUUUGCGGCAGCGGGUUUCCAAGUUGCCGUAGCAUCUAGGAAACAAAACACCGGUGCCAAUUACCGACACUAUACCUUCGAUGCCGCCGAACCAGACAAGGUCCCAGCACUCUUCGAGAAAGUCUCCGCAGAUCUCGGCAUACCAAGCGUCGUCAUAUAUAACGCGUAUAAAGGCGGCAUGACACCACCGGACAGUCCGUUCGAGCUAGGACUUGAAGACUUCCAAGCCGGGUUAAAUGUAAACACGACUACCCCUUUCAUCGCAGCAAGAGAGGCUGUGAAGGGGUUCGAGAAGCUCGGUCCUUCCCAACUUGGCCCUGCGGGCGGUACCUUCAUCUUUACGGGGAACAUGUUAAAUAUCAGCGCUAUCCCGGGCUUGAUGGCAUUCGGAAUGCAAAAGAACGCCACGGCGAACAUGAUCAGGCACCUUGCCCUGGCCGCAUACAAUGGAAAGCCGUACAAAUUCUACUACGCCGACGAAAGGCACGCAGAUGGAAGCUACGUGACCACCGACCUCAGUGGCCCCGGCCACGCAGAGCUAUUCCUUGGCUUGGCGAAGAAUGCGAAGCAGGGACCUUGGGAUCACACAUUUGUUUCGGGGAAAGGGUAUGUCGAGUUCCCGCAACAGGAAUCCUUGGCUUGGUACCCAUGAUUUGGCAUAGAAUUGUUGGAUGAUGAAUUGGGUUAGUUGGGGGGUGUGAGAUAUUGGAUGGGAGACUGAUCAACAUAUCAUGAGGUCCUAUCAUUCUAUUCCUGGUAAUAUGGAACUACCCUUUGUGUAUUAGGCUUAGCUAUAACUACCUAGAGUCCACGUAGAGCAUCUACAAUUGACACAAUUAUGCACAUGA